AUGGCGCCCCGGCAGAAACGCGAAAAGGCGCCUUGCUACGUGCUCGGCGUCGGCAUGACCAAGUUCAUCAAGCCGCGCGGCAAGGUCGACUACACGGAGCUGGGCUUCGAGGCCGGCGUCAAGGCCAUGCUCGACGCCCAGAUCAACUACGACGACGUCGAGCAGGGCGUCGCCUGCUACUGCUACGGCGACAGUACCUGCGGCCAGCGCGUCUUUUACCAGUUCGGCAUGACGGGCAUCCCCAUCUACAACGUCAACAACAACUGCUCCACGGGCUCCACGGGCCUCGCCAUGGCCCGGAGCUUCGUCUCGUCCGGCGCCGCCGACUGCGUCCUCGUCGUCGGCUUCGAGAAGAUGAUGCCCGGCUCGCUGCAGAGCUUCUUCAACGACCGCGAGAACCCGACCGGCACCACCAUCAAGAUGAUGGCCGACACGAGGGGCAUCACCAACGCCCCCGGCGCCGCCCAGAUGUUUGGCAACGCCGGCAGGGAGUACAUGGAGAAGUACGGCGCCAGGGCCGAGGACUUUGCCGAGAUCGCCCGCGUCAACCACGAGCACUCGACAAAGAACCCCUACUCGCAGUUCCAGGACGUCUACACGCGCGACCAGAUCCUCCAGGCCCCCGAGAUCUUCGCGCCCCUCACCAAGCUGCAGUGCUGCCCGACCUCGGACGGCGGCGCCGCUGCCGUGCUCGUCUCCCAGGCCUUCCUCGACGAGCGGCCCCACCUCCGGGACCAGGCCGUCCUCAUCGCCGGCCAGUGCCUCGCCACCGACGCGCCCUCGCUCUUCUCCCGCUCCGCCAUCGACCUCAUGGGCUUCGAGAUGACCCAGACCGCCGUCCGCACCGCCAUGGCCGAGGCCCGCCUCACCCCGCGGGACGUCCAGGUCGUCGAGUUGCACGACUGCUUCUCCGCCAACGAGAUGAUCGUCCUCGACGCCCUCGGCCUCGCCGAGCCGGGCAAGGCUCACGAGCUGGUCCGUCGCGGCGACAUCACCUACGGCGGCAAGUACGUCGUCAACCCCUCGGGCGGCCUCAUCUCCAAGGGCCACCCGCUCGGCGCCACGGGCAUCGCCCAGUGCGCCGAGCUGGUCUGGCACCUGCGCGGCUGGGCCAACAACCGCGCCGUCCCGGCCACCACGGCCGCCCUGCAGCACAACCUGGGCCUCGGCGGCGCCGUCGUCGUCACGGUGUACCGCCGUGCCGACGGCAAGGAGGCGCCCAGGCUCGACUCGGCUACCAUCGGCAAGCUCAAUAAGCUCGGCUAUAACCCGGCCGUCGAGGCCAAGGGGUUCACGGCGCAGCAGGCGGCGGCCGUGAGGAGCCGCACCAAGACGAGCGAAUGGGCGUUGCAGGACACGGAGGAGAAGGUUGAGGCGCGGUUCUGA
This is a messenger RNA of Colletotrichum higginsianum IMI 349063, 1386 nucleotides long. Its product is annotated as Nonspecific lipid-transfer protein. Gene Ontology annotation, molecular function: acyltransferase activity, transferring groups other than amino-acyl groups. The transcript has 2 exons. The record is from RefSeq and is a predicted model, not a curated record. Bases 1 to 1386 code for a protein of 461 amino acids. Lineage: Eukaryota; Fungi; Ascomycota; Sordariomycetes; Glomerellales; Glomerellaceae.